Messenger RNA from Hydatigera taeniaeformis, 1191 nucleotides. Lineage: Eukaryota; Metazoa; Platyhelminthes; Cestoda; Cyclophyllidea; Taeniidae. The record is from the annotation of a GenBank genome assembly.
AUGGGAACAUCUCAAAAACCAUCUGCAUCCCAACAAAAUAGUGUUGACUUACUGGAAAUAAAGGAUGCUCUUCAAAGUGAUCUUGCAUCCAUCCGUGCCAAUGCUUUGACCACUCUGGCAAACAAAUCCAAUCCUGAUGUGACUUUUGGAUCCGUUACAGCAGCCGAAUUGAUAUUGGCCUUCUGCGCUGACAGCGAUGCUCGUGUGCGAGCUGCCUCGCUUAACUGUCUUUGCACGUGGACUCAGUACGAAAAGCACAAACACGAUGCAGCCACAAAUAAAAGAAAAUUCGAGUGGAUUUCGGAUCACUGGCUACAAGUCCGCCAAGUCAGUUUGAGAGCAAUCCACCUUUUGGGUUUGCGAUUUGGUCAAAAAGAGAUCGCUUCGGAUGCAGUUAACCUUUUUGGCUGCGCAAUUGAAAACGCCAGCUUGGAUAUGCGGUCAGGCUUUAAAAAAAUUAAUCCGAUCCGUCGAAAGAGUAUUAAAUUGGUGGAUGACGCGUUUUCACGUGUUUGUGACCGUCUGCAAGAUCCUAGUCGGUACGUUCGCGAAACUGCUGCUGGACUGAUAGCAGAUUUGGCCAAGUUUGUCUCAGAGGAUAGCUUGAUGUUGACUUUGGAGAAGACGGUAAUGACCGACCGUCAGGUCAAGCGGUCAUCUGAGAGGGCCGUUAUGAGUGGUGGAAUCGACAAAGUUGCCCUCUGGGGCACCGUCUCAAACCCCUCACCGGCCAGAGCAAAGCGGCGUGGAGCUCAACUCCCAGCUGGUCCUAUUUGCGUUGACUCGAUAUCACUUCUCUCCACUGGCGCUUUGGGAGCACUAAUUAACGGAUUGGAGGACGAGUUCCACGAGGUUCGAUGUGCCACGCUCUCAACUAUAACUCAGAUUGCAGCUCAUAACGCGCGUUUCGCAUCGCUUUGUCAGGAUAUUCUGGUCGAUAUGCUCACUGAUGAUAUUCAAGCUGUCCGCCUUCGAGCUAUCACCGCCCUACAAACCGUAGGGGAUCAGGUGCCUUUAGUGGCGGAUCAGGUGGGAAUAGUGACCUCAGCACUAGCGGAAGACAACGCAAUGAUUCGCCAACGCAUAUACAGCCUCCUCUCGCGUUGUCGUUUGAUCUCACCUCCUUGCCUUCUCUCUCUUCUUGACGGUCUGUUGGCUACUUUGUGCCAAUAUCCACGAGACAGGGAUUCC